Molecule: messenger RNA, 1478 nt
Organism: Drosophila takahashii
Lineage: Eukaryota; Metazoa; Arthropoda; Insecta; Diptera; Drosophilidae
Gene: Papst2
Product: PAPS transporter 2
Biological process (GO): transmembrane transport
Cellular component (GO): Golgi membrane; endoplasmic reticulum membrane
Molecular function (GO): 3'-phosphoadenosine 5'-phosphosulfate transmembrane transporter activity
Source: RefSeq, a predicted model, not a curated record
UUGCCACCCUAAUUUCAGCGAUUUAGGGGUGGUAGUAUCGAUAAAAAUUUGAUAGUUUAUUUGUGGUAAACAAACCUAGUUUUUAUUUGUAGUCCAGCGCCAUUCGCAUCAAAAAGUAAUCUCCACGCCUGCCUGUAAAAUAAUGCAGCACCCAAAGAGGCAUGACAAAUCCAUACUCUAAGCUGACAACUCCGCGGACAGCGUGGCAUUAAUUAACACGGUCUCCGUGGCGUCACAUAAUCUUCAGAUUCAGAUAGGCAUUAUAUAGUGUAUAUACUAUAUAUACACACAUUAUCAAGCUGAUGGGGAGCAGAAUGACUGAUAAUACCGGGAGCGUUAUCACCAUCAAUAAUGGCAUGUUGGCGGGAAGUUCGACGCCGCCGCAGCGGAAGUCCUCCUCUUCGGAAACUCCUCCUGCGGAACUGCGAAUCCUGUGCUUCGACCUCACUUUCUACAAUCGCACCACCCAGUUCCUGCUCAGCUGUGCCGGCGUCUUUAUCCUGUACAUCCUGUACGGCUACCUGCAGGAGCUCAUCUUCACCGUGGAAGGAUUCAAGCCGUAUGGAUGGUUCCUGACCCUCGUCCAGUUUGGCUACUACAUCGGCUUUGGCCUGGUGGAGCGGCGACUGGAGGGCUAUCGGAUAAGUGGCGGUUCCUUUUGGAACAUUGAGCCCGAGCCACGUUGCAUUCCCAUGAAAACGUACCUCGUUUUGGCUGCUCUCACCCUGGGCACCAUGGGUCUGUCGAACUCCAGUCUCGGCUAUUUGAACUAUCCCACCCAGGUGAUCUUCAAGUGCUGCAAACUCAUUCCCGUCCUGGUGGGCAGCAUCCUCAUCCAGGGCAAGCGCUACGGACUGCUGGACUUUGCGGCCGCCGCCUGCAUGUGCAUCGGAUUGGCCUGGUUCACGCUGGCCGACUCGCAGAUGACGCCCAAUUUUAAUCUGCUGGGCGUGGCCAUGAUUUCGGGAGCGCUGCUCUGCGAUGCGGCCAUUGGGAAUGUCCAGGAGAAGGCCAUGCGGGAGCACAAGGCGCCCAGCAGUGAGGUGGUCUUCUAUUCCUACGGUCUGGGUUUCGUUUACCUCUUUGUGAUCAUGCUGGUUACCGGCAACUUCUUCAGCGGCUUCGCCUUCUGCUUGGAGCACCCCUUGGAGACCUUUGGUUACGGCUUCCUGUUUAGCUUGUCCGGCUACCUGGGCAUCCAGUUUGUGCUGGCUCUGGUGAGGAGCAGUGGUGCUCCCAUAGCCGCCACAGUGACCACCGCUCGCAAGGCUGUGACCAUAGCCUUUUCGUUUGUGCUCUUCAGCAAGCCUUUCACAAUGCAAUAUCUGUGGUCCGGUCUUAUCGUUGUCCUGGGCAUAUAUCUUAAUGUUUAUAGCAAGAAGAACAAGCUGACGUUGGCGGACAUCCGGCAGAGAUUAAAGCAAAUCGGAGCCAAGCUUGCACGCUCGCCAAGUCGCAAAUUCCUCAUCGAAGUUUAG